AUGGUUAAAGAACUUGAAAGGAAAGAAAGAGAAAUGGUUUCAUUGGGUGAGAAGAUGAAACAUGCUCGUGGAAAACAAAAGAAGUUGAAGAAAACUAUCACUGAGGACGAACAUGCAUUGAAAGCUGCAAUUGCGACUAGUCGAGACAGUGAAUCAGAAGUCGAAAAGUUACGCGCUGAAUUAGAGGCAAAGGAAGCUUUGAUUGAGAAAGAAGAAGCUGAACUUGAUCAUAUUCGAGAUUCGUUAAAAGAUAAAACUCAAGUCUUUGCUGAUCAAAUCGAAGUUAAACAAGCCGAACUUGCACCAUGGGCAGCACAAGUGACGACUAAGAAAGCUGCACUUGAUUUGGCUACGAGUGAAAGGAAUUUGAUUUUGAAGAAAACGGAAGAUGUGAAAGCUUCACUCGAAGCUGCUCAAGAGACGAUCAAAAAGAUUGAAACUGAGAGUAAAACUAAGACUGAUGAAUUAAAGGUUUUGAAACAAGAACAGAAGGAGUAUUUACAAGGGAUUCGUGAUGCUCAGGAAGAACUUAAAGUUGAGUUUUCUUAUAAGAAGACGAAUUUCAUCAGUGCAAUUCCAUUAAUGAAUGAAGAUACCAAACUACGAAAUCAUUUCAACUCAGCGCGACAAAAAGCAGAUGAAGCCAAAACGGCUAGAUCAAUAAACUCAUCCAAGAGUCAAGUUUUAAACAGUUUAAGUAAAUUAAAACAACAAGGUAGAUUAAGAGGCUUUCAUGGACGAUUAGGAGAUCUAGGUAGGAUAGAUGAAAAGUAUGAUAUAGCCAUCUCAACCGCUUGUCCUCAAUUAGAUAACUUGGUAUGUGAUUCAGUGGAAACCGGUCAAAGUUGUUUAGCUCAUCUUAAACAAACCAAUGCGGGUAGAGCUGUGAUCCUUUGUUUGAAUGCUCUUUCUGCAUCUGAUUCUAAACCGAUUGAAACGCCUGAAGGAGCACCUAGGUUAAUUGAUUUAGUGACACCCAAGGAUGAAAGUUUUCGGGUAGCAUUCUAUCAUGUCUUACGGGAUACGUUAGUAGCUAAUGAUCUUACACAAGCUAAUCGGAUCGCAUUUGGAGGUAAAAAACGAUGGAGAGUCGUCACACUUGAUGGUAAAUUGAUUGAUAGUUCAGGAACGAUGUCGGGAGGAGGAAGCCGAGUUUCGAAAGGAUUGAUGGGAUCUUCAAUCAUAGGUGGUGGUGAAGAUGAAGAAUAUAGUGAAGAAAGAAUAGCUAAGUUUGAAAAGGAUGUAAGGAAAGCUGAAGAGAAAUUAAAUAAUUUUCAAACUUCUAAAAGUUCGAUUGAAGAUGAAUUGAAUAGGCUACAAGGGAUCUUACCACAUGUGGAGAUGAAGAUUACAAAGUUAGAGAUGGAUUUGGGUGGAGGGAUCAAACGACUUGAAGAGGCUAGACGAACUAUUGAAGAUAUUAGGUCACAAGAUAAUUUAGAAGCAAAAGAUGAAAAAGAGAUCAAAAGUUUAGAAAAGAUUAUUGAAAAGAAUCAAAAAGAGAUGGAUUCAUUGAAAACCAAAACCAAAUCGAUUGAAGAAGAGAUCAAAGAAUUACAAGAAAAGAUUUUACAAGUAGGAGGAGUGAAACUAAGAACCCAACAAUCUAAAGUCAAAGAUUUAAAAGAGAUCAUCGAACAUACGUCUAAUCGAUUAACGAAAUCAGAAGUGACGAUUAAUAAAUCGAAACGAGAUUUUGAAAAGUAUACGAAAAGUUUGGAAAAGAAUUCCGAAGAAUUGAAUUUGAUUGAGAUUGGAUUAGAAGAACUUGAGGGAAAGAAUUCGGUGAUGGUUACUGAAACUGAGGCUAUGAGAGAUACAGUCGAUCAGGCUAGGAUUUCAUUAGAAGAACAGAAAGAUAGAUUGGUUGGGAUCCAAAAGAAAAGGAAUGAGAAAUUAAAGUUUAUGAAUGCGUUUGAAAAACAACAAACUGAAUUGAAACAAUUGAAGGAGAAAGCUGAGAUUCAAUUAGCUAAAGAGAAACAUACCUUGGAACAUUGGCGUAAGAAACAAGCCAGCUUGAAAUUGAUUGCAAUUGAUCAUUAUGAUGAUGAUGAUGAUGAAAAGGAAGGAAAAGAAGACGAUGAGGUAUUAAAAGUUUAUGAUGAAAGUGAAUUUGAGAAAUUCGAUGCAGAAAUGACCAAAGCAGAAGUGGCAAAACUAGAAGAGGAUCAAGAAAGAGCACCAGCAGAUUUAGGAGUCCUGGAAGAAUAUGCUAAAAGAGAAGCGGAAUUUAUGGCUAGAGCUAAUGAUUUAGAAAUCACAACCAAUCAAAGAGAUGAAUGUAAACAACUUUUAGAUGAUUUAAAUUCACAAAGAUUAGAAGAAUUUAUGUGGGGAUUUCAAAUUAUUAGUGGGAAAUUAAAAGAAAUGUAUCAGAUGAUUACUUUAGGUGGGAAUGCUGAAUUAGAAUUAGUCGAUAGUUUGGAUCCGUUUAGUGAAGGUAUCAUUUUUAGUGUGAUGCCACCUAAGAAAUCAUGGAAGAAUAUCUCAAAUUUAAGUGGUGGAGAAAAGACUUUGAGUUCUUUAGCACUUGUGUUUGCUCUGCAUGCUUUCAAACCUACUCCUUUAUAUUUUAUGGAUGAAAUUGAUGCAGCUUUGGAUUUUAGGAAUGUAUCGAUUAUUGGAAAUUAUAUUAAAGAUCGAACGAAAAAUGCUCAAUUCAUUAUAAUUUCUUUAAGGAAUAAUAUGUUUGAAUUAUCUAGAAGAUUAGUAGGAAUUUAUAAAACUAAGAAUUGUACUAAAAGUAUUGCGGUUGAUAAUUCUGAACUUUUGAUUGAAGAGAAAUCAAACUUGGUUGAACAGUCUGUGUAA
Melampsora larici-populina 98AG31 is the source of this 2814-nucleotide messenger RNA. RefSeq lists its product as uncharacterized. The record is from RefSeq and is a predicted model, not a curated record. Gene Ontology annotation, molecular function: ATP hydrolysis activity; protein binding; DNA binding. The coding region runs from base 1 to 2814 and encodes 937 amino acids. Lineage: Eukaryota; Fungi; Basidiomycota; Pucciniomycetes; Pucciniales; Melampsoraceae. The transcript is spliced from 14 exons. Gene Ontology annotation, biological process: mitotic chromosome condensation. Gene Ontology annotation, cellular component: chromosome.